This is a messenger RNA of Trichoplax adhaerens, 579 nucleotides long. RefSeq lists its product as uncharacterized. The record is from RefSeq and is a predicted model, not a curated record. The transcript has 5 exons. Lineage: Eukaryota; Metazoa; Placozoa; Uniplacotomia; Trichoplacea; Trichoplacidae. The coding region runs from base 1 to 579 and encodes 192 amino acids. Gene Ontology annotation, molecular function: rRNA (adenine) methyltransferase activity. Gene Ontology annotation, cellular component: nucleolus.
AUGGAUACUACCAAUAAUAAGAAGAAGAAAUGGAAAAAGAGAAAAAAGAAAAAGAAUGCAAGACCUAUUACCGAAUCUAGCUACCAAAUUCGAAAAGAUGGCCAGUUAAUAUCAAAAAUUCAUAAUUUAAUGAAAAUGAUGGAUAAAGUCAAGAGCGAUACCAGCAUCAGUAGCGCAGAGCAAAGAACGAAGUUGAGCGAUCUGAAGAAAACGCUUAUUGAGUGUGGCGGAUUUCAGGCCUAUCAGACUGCCUCAAAAUUAGGAGAAGAACACCACGGCCAACAAAAUACCUCUAAAUGGAUUCUAAAGCAAAUGAAUAAACUAACAAUACGUCCAUCUACAAAGGACGAACGUCUAAAGCUGCUCGAUGUUGGUGCUUUGCAAGAUAAUUAUGUUAAUCAAAAGUCUUGGAUAGACUGCACAGCCAUUGACAUAAAUCCCUGUGAUCAGUCUGUUCAGAAAGCUGAUUUCCUAACAUUUACGGAAAGUAAGAAAUUCGAGGUGAUUAUACUAAGCCUGGUUAUAAAUUUUAUUGGUAAUGCUGCAGAAAGAGGUAUCCAACAGAUUACUUUUAAGUGA